AUGUCUCGCUGUAUCACCCCUGAAGACCUGCUUAAAGAUCCAUCGAUCCUUCUUCGAAAGAAAGGCCAUGAUUCCUCCGAGGGUCUUCGCAGUUUUGAAGGCCAAGUUGGAGCCGUAGUGUGGGAAGGAAGUCAUUUCGUUACAAGCCCGAACAUGGAUCAUAUCUGGGAGCCCCCCAGAGUAUCCCGGAUUACUUACAUGGAGGAUAUGCGGUACGGAGAACACGAUCCCCUUCAAUGGCCCCAACCCUUCAUUGGGAGUUUUUGCUAUCUUGCCGCCAUUCGUCGAAGGCCCGACGAUCUUCGUGCAAUCAAUCGAUUUUUUAUAGCGUUUUAUCGCUUAGAAGAUUCUGACUUACUUGCGCAAGAAGGGGUUCUUAGCGGACUGUAUACCUUGACUCCCCGAUUGGUCUCCCUAGCGAAGAACUUUGUACAAAACAGAGUUAUUGCAAAAUCGAAAGAAUAUGAAAGCCAGGAUGAUGCACCCAAAAACGACAUCUUGUUGAAGCUCCAACCGUCAAUCCUUCGAACAGUCAAUCAUCUCGAAAACCUCCCAAUGACACGACGAAAAAUAAAAUUCUUAUUUGCCGAACUACAAAGAUAUUUUCUGGAAUUUACAGCCGCCUUUGAAUACCUGACAAUCUAUCUCCCCAGGAUCAAAGGUACUAUGCCAGCUGCCACGGCGGCUAAUAAAAAACUCAUUGGUGCUUUUGUUCAAACUGCGGCGGAUGCGGACGACCUUUUCCGAGCGGGUAUUCCAGUGUGGGUGAUUCGUGAGGCCAAAUGGGCAGGGAAUGACCGUGUAGAUUCGUUGUGCGAGGUACAGAAACCACAGGAUUAUCUUUGUCUGGACAGUGCUUUUUUGCAUUUUCCAGUGGAUUAUCGUGACUCGUUGACCAGCCCGAACAAGUAUAUCACUUUCGGUCGAUUCGCACGAGGCUUUCUUUCAUACGGGGAUGCAUAUAACCUGCGAGCGUACGAAGCUCCCAUUCCGCAAUCGACCGGUUCAGAGCAGACCUCGUCAACCUUUAAAAUAGGUCCUAGAGUGGCCACGAGCCGCGAGAUCAGAAAAUCAAAACAGCCGUAUCCUAUACCACAGAGGCAGGAUUUCUCAGAGCCGGUUAGUGUCUACUUACCACCAUCUCAAGAAGCAUGGGCCUCGGGGCUUUGCAAAAUCAACACUGAUGCCAAGAGGUCGCUCCUGGUCUCUCGUUCUAUGGCUCAAGGUGGAUACAUUCUGCCUAACCCUGAAGCCUUUAUCGGAGUAACGACAAGCAACAAGCGCGAGUUAUACAUCACAAACUGGCUGAAGUACCGCUCGGCCCUCAUGUAUUGCCUUACAGAAAGCCAGGGACGGUGUCCGCUGAGUAGUCAACUGUGGCGAGAUCUACUCAGACUCCCUGUGGAUGCUCUCCCGUCUACCAUAACUCAACCAGCCGCCACGGCAUCGUCGUCGACAAGCACCCGAACAUCUAGUAAAAGUUCUCAAAGGGGUGAGAUUCUACAAAGAAUUUUCGAAAACUUUGACUUUCAUGCAUCCGGAGUUGCAGUCAAUGGUCACGAACACCAGGUCACGUGGCGAGGUCAAGCUCUGAUAAAGGGCCAAGAACUGGAUAUAAACCUAGUACGAGAGGUGCUCUGGGAGUUAUCAGAGCUCAACUUUCGGUUUGAUCUCAUUGCGUUGGACCAUCAUCUUUAUCGUAGGACCCUCAAGGUUGAAAGAGAAGGCCAAAUUCUCCAGUCUCGUGAAGACGAUAUUCUCCUUUGUUUCGCAGGUGGGCCCUUGGGCACAUCUCCAUUUCUCGCACACAUCGCCAAUGCGGAUAUCGGCAUUGCCGCUGGUGAUUGGAUGGUUCGUCGCGCAUACAUCAUAUACCUGCGGAAUGCCAUGCGAGACUGGGAGGGUUUUGACUCCGCGGCCAAGCAGUGCCAUGAAGUAGAUCUGUUCACCAGAUCUUCGGAUAUUUUAUCUUUUGCGGAACACCAAUAUUUGCUCUUUGAGGUUGUACUGGUCCGACUUUUUAUUCAGCUUUUCUAUGAUGCAUUUGGUCGUGCGCCCGUCAUACCACGUCGAUUACAUUGA
This is a messenger RNA of Psilocybe cubensis, 2082 nucleotides long. RefSeq lists its product as uncharacterized. The transcript is spliced from 3 exons. The record is from RefSeq and is a predicted model, not a curated record. Bases 1 to 2082 code for a protein of 693 amino acids. NCBI's taxonomy places the organism in Eukaryota, Fungi, Basidiomycota, Agaricomycetes, Agaricales, Agrocybaceae.